Messenger RNA from Melanotaenia boesemani (Boeseman's rainbowfish), 3466 nucleotides. RefSeq names its product glycogen phosphorylase, muscle form. The record is from RefSeq and is a predicted model, not a curated record. Bases 121 to 2649 code for a protein of 842 amino acids. The transcript is spliced from 20 exons. NCBI's taxonomy places the organism in Eukaryota, Metazoa, Chordata, Actinopteri, Atheriniformes, Melanotaeniidae. Gene Ontology annotation, molecular function: pyridoxal phosphate binding; glycogen phosphorylase activity. Gene Ontology annotation, biological process: glycogen catabolic process. Gene Ontology annotation, cellular component: cytoplasm.
AGCAUCGCGCUGGACCGGCGGGUUGUGCUCAGCAGAGGGUCGCGACAGGACGGGACAGGCCGCUGGAUCAGAUCCAGCUUCACAUCCAGGACAAAUAUUUAAAAGCAUCGACUUCCAGUCAUGGCCAAACCGCUGUCAGACCAGGACAAGAGGAAGCAGAUCUCGGUUCGGGGGCUGGCCGGGGUGGAAAACGUCGCCGAUCUGAAGACCAACUUCAACAGGCAUCUCCAUUUCACCCUAGUGAAGGACCGGAAUGUGGCCACAAGACGGGACUACUACUUCGCCCUGGCCAACACGGUCCGGGACCACCUGGUGGGCCGCUGGAUCCGGACCCAGCAGCAUUACUACGAUAAAGACCCCAAACGUGUCUACUACCUGUCCCUGGAGUUCUACAUGGGUCGGACUCUGCAGAACACCAUGGUGAAUCUGGCCUUGGAGAACGCCUGUGAUGAAGCCACAUACCAGCUGGGUCUGGACAUGGAGGAGCUGCAGGACAUGGAGGAAGACGCCGGCUUGGGCAACGGAGGGCUGGGACGCCUAGCUGCCUGUUUCCUGGACUCCAUGGCCUCUCUGGGUCUGGCUGCGUACGGGUAUGGCAUCCGCUACGAGUUUGGCAUCUUCAAUCAGAAAAUUGUCAACGGUUGGCAGGUGGAGGAAGCUGAUGACUGGCUGCGUUAUGGGAACCCCUGGGAGAAGGCCCGUCCUGAGUACAUGCGCCCAGUCCACUUCUACGGCCGGGUGGAGCACACGGCUGACGGAGCGAAGUGGGUUGACACCCAGGUGGUUCUGGCUCUUCCUUAUGACACCCCAGUUCCCGGCUACAGAAACAACAUUGUGAACACCAUGAGACUGUGGUCAGCCAAGGCUCCCUGUGACUUUAACCUCAAAGACUUCAACGUCGGCGGCUACAUCCAAGCUGUGCUGGAUAGAAACCUGGCGGAGAACAUCUCCAGAGUCCUCUACCCCAACGACAACUUCUUUGAAGGCAAGGAGCUGCGACUAAAGCAGGAGUACUUUGUUGUGGCAGCAACUCUUCAAGACAUCAUCCGUCGAUUCAAAGCCUCAAAGUUUGGCUCCACAGAGUUUGUGCGUCUGGACCUCUGCGCACUGCCGGACAAGGUGGCCAUCCAGCUGAAUGACACUCACCCUGCCCUGGCCAUCCCUGAGCUGAUGAGGCUCCUGGUGGACACUGAGAAACUCACCUGGGAGAAGGCCUGGGACAUUGUGGUUCGCACCUGUGCCUACACCAACCACACUGUCCUGCCUGAGGCACUGGAGCGCUGGCCUGUCGACCUCUUCCAAAACCUCCUUCCUCGACACUUAGAGAUCAUCUACGAGAUCAAUAGAAGGCACCUGGAGCGCAUCUCUAAGCUUUACCCUGGAGAUGUUGACCGUCUGCGCAGAAUGUCCCUGAUUGAGGAAGGCAAUGUCAAGAAAAUCAAUAUGGCUCACCUGUGCAUCGUGGGGUCUCAUGCAGUCAACGGAGUGGCCCGCAUCCACUCUGAAAUCAUCAAAAACACUGUGUUCAAGGAUUUCCAUGAGGUUGACCCUCAGAAGUUCCAGAACAAGACCAAUGGUAUCACACCUAGGCGCUGGCUGGUCAUGUGCAACCCUGGCCUCGCUGAGGUCAUCGCUGAGAGGAUUGGAGAGGAUUAUAUCCGCGACCUGGACCAGCUGAAGAAGCUUUUGGACUUUGUGAACGAUGAUGCCUUUAUUAGAGAUGUUGCUAAAAUCAAACAAGAGAACAAAAUGAAGUUUGCCGCCCAUCUGGAAGAACACUACAAGGUGAAGAUCAAUCCCAACUCCAUGUUUGAUGUCCAGGUGAAGAGGAUCCACGAGUACAAGAGGCAGCUGCUCAACUGCCUUCACAUCAUCACUCUAUACAAUCGCAUCAAGCUGGAACCCAACAAGUCAUGGACUCCCAGGACGAUCAUGAUUGGAGGAAAGGCAGCUCCUGGUUACCACACUGCCAAGAUGAUCAUCAAACUGAUCACAUCAAUUGGUGACAUUGUAAAUAAUGACCAUGUGGUGGGAGACCGCCUUAAAGUCAUCUUUCUGGAGAACUACAGAGUCACUCUGGCUGAAAAGGUCAUCCCUGCCUCUGAUCUAUCGGAGCAGAUCUCCACUGCAGGCACUGAGGCCUCUGGCACUGGGAACAUGAAAUUCAUGCUGAACGGCGCCCUCACCAUCGGCACCAUGGACGGAGCCAACGUGGAGAUGGCAGAGGAGGCUGGAGAGGAAAACCUCUUCAUCUUCGGCAUGCGGGUGCAUGAUGUGGAGGCUCUGGACAAGAAGGGCUACGAUGCUGUGUCGUACUACAACCGCAUUCCAGAGCUGAAGCAGGCCAUAGACCAGAUAUCUGAAGGCUUCUUCAGCCCCAGCCAGCCAGGUCUUUUUAAAGACCUUGUCAACAUGCUGAUGCAUCAUGACAGGUUUAAGGUGUUUGCAGACUAUGAAGACUACAUUAUAUGUCAGGAGAAAGUCAGUGCUCUCUACAAGAACCCCAAAGAGUGGACCAAAAAGGUGAUCCACAACAUCGCUGGCUGUGGUAAAUUCUCCAGUGACCGGACCAUUUCCCAAUAUGCCAGGGAGAUCUGGGGAAUGGAGCCCAACUUGGAGAAGAUUGGUGCUCCCGAUGAUCCUCGCUAAGCCUCCUCCUCUUCCUCACUGUGCAGCUCACCCUGUGGUCCAUCCACCAGAAACCAGCCCUGUAGCUUCCUCACUUUGCACUGUGACAUGAUUUCUCCUCGGUACCGAUCUCCGUACGACCUCUGCAGCCUCCACUUUAUCUCACAGCCAUUUGUUGAAUCUUAUGUGGAGUUUUCUCCUCUGCACUGGUGGGGGGGUAACAUGCAGCCUCCAAGCCAGCCGUUCAGGAGUUAGACGUGAUUCAGUAAGAGUUAUAUUAACCUAGAGGUUAAAAAUGUUUCUGAUGUCCAUGUAAAUCAUGGGACUGUCUGAUUACACUGGGAACAUUAACGAUAAACAACUGAUAUUUUAAUUAACUCGCAUUCCCGUUUUAACAGAAAACCAGCACAGAUCAACCUCAGCCUUGCACCCGUCUUCCAUGGCAGAGAUAUUCACAUUAUUUCAUAAUGGAUAAAUAAAUCCUCUUUUCUGGUGUUUUCUGAAUGUAUUCAUGUGUCUGUGUCCCCAUCAUCAGAUAUGAACUGACUUGUUGUCCUCAGCAUGUUUGUCUCCUGCUUGUGUUCUCUGUUGCUAAAAGUGACCUAUGAUAGAAAAUAACAAAGCCUUCUUCUCUGCCAGAAACCUGCCCGAAGUGACUGAACUUAUCUUUGGAACAUGUGUGUAUUAUCUGCUGUGUUUGUGUGUGAAACAUAGAGACCACUCUGUAACAUCAUCCAUGCACUGUAACGUCGUCCUCUUGCGCUUCUGCACAAACAGAACCUAACCCUGUUUCUGUCAGUGCUUUUUAUUUUAGUCAAUAAACAACAAACCUGAAAAA